This is a messenger RNA of Neocloeon triangulifer, 1899 nucleotides long. RefSeq names its product G-protein coupled receptor Mth-like. Gene Ontology annotation, molecular function: G protein-coupled receptor activity. Bases 4 to 1815 code for a protein of 603 amino acids. The record is from RefSeq and is a predicted model, not a curated record. The transcript is spliced from 9 exons. Gene Ontology annotation, biological process: G protein-coupled receptor signaling pathway; cell surface receptor signaling pathway. NCBI's taxonomy places the organism in Eukaryota, Metazoa, Arthropoda, Insecta, Ephemeroptera, Baetidae. Gene Ontology annotation, cellular component: membrane.
AACAUGCUUUUGGCGCCGGUAAUUCUACUACUGACUUAUUUGGUCGGCCUCUCUGCCAGCUCAGAAAUCUUAUUACAAAAAUGCUGUCCAGAAAAAUACGCUUACAACAUGAAAUCGGAUCAGUGUGAAAAAGUAGAAGGUGAAAAGUUUUACGAUUGGAUUCCUGACCAGUUAAAAUCUUCCAAACAGUCUCAAUUCAUCAGAAUGUUGCCGUUUCUUGAAGAGUUUGAUUUGAAAUACGGACCUUGCCCUGAAAUAUUGCAAGACGUAGCUCGGCCGGUGAAGAUUGACCGAAACACGGAUAUAAAACUUUCUAAAAACAGCAUCGUCGUGUCCAACCAAACAUUCCAACAAUGGUGUCUGGAUGCAGUUCUUGGCCAGUCUAGUAGACAAUGGGUCCUUUUAUCCUGCCCUUGUCUUCACGAAAACUGCAUUACGCGGUGCUGCCCCCACGGAAAACGUCUUCACAUCGAAAGGGCUGUGAAAGAAUCAUUUGGUGAAAUAUGUGAGGACGAGGGCUCAAGCUGGUCACCUGAAAUAGCUGAAGACUUGGAAAUAAAUGAAAAUACUUUGAAACCCACGAUCUUUCGAAACUUAUCCCUGGAAGAAUAUUUGAUGUGCUUUCGCGUUGUGCGGAAAAAUUACGAAAAAACGAAACAUCCCAAGUUGCUUACGGAUUUUGAAAUAGAUGAGUUUGGAACUUUGAAAUCCUACAGAUUUACAGCCAAUCGAUGGAGUUAUUGCCUUGCCGAGGCCAGGGUUGAGGGUGAGCUGAUGAGCGUGGCCAUGUAUUGUGACCGCGCAGAUUACAACAGAAUUUCAAAAAAAGAUUCACUCGUCAUAAGUUUCUUGGGAGCGGUUGGAGCUUUUUUCACUUUAAUCACUCUGAUCAUCCACUUGAUCGUCAAAGACCUUCGCCAUGACAUCAGCGGUCAGAUCAUCAUCGCCCACUGCAUUUGCCUGUUCAGCGGAUACCUCAUUAUGGCCUUCAGACCCCUAGCUUGGUCUCAGAAAUUCAACCUUUGCACAAUUUUAGGCACAUUUUCAUAUUUUUUCUUCAUGUCUUCAUAUUUCUGGCUGAAUGUCCGCGCGAUUAUUAUUUACUCGAAAUUCAAAUCCUUGGAUUCAAUGCUGAGCAAAUCCUUCCGGAAUCACACGUUUCCCCUGUGCGCCCUUUACGCCCUGGGAAGCCCAGUCCUCAUCACGGCCUUUAUGGCGUGGGCCCAAUUUACAGACGACAUGAAAUUACCCUGGUGGGUUGUGUGGCCAGGCAUUGACGAAGCCUCUUGUUGGUUCAGAUCCCCACUGGGCCGAGGCCUCUACUUUUCCCUUCCUAUGGGCAUCGCAUUGUUGAUUAACAUUUUUCUGUUCAUCAAAACGGUGACGAGAAUUCGGUCAUUCAGAAAAGAUAACCAGUUGGUUUUGAAUGAAAAAGGAAGCAACCGCAACAAUCUGAAAGAAAUAUUCAAACUCGAUACAAAAAACUUGAAGCACUUUGGAAUGUUUUUACUUUUGCUGUGCGUGACUUAUUUUCCAGAAUUCAUUGCUUGGUUUGACAACGAGUAUUCCUUCUUCUAUUUCUUAUCAAUCUUUGUGCUCACGUUGCGCGCAGUUCUUUUAUUCGUGAUUUUCUGCUGCAGGAGAAAGGUUUGGUUGUCUGCAAGAAGGCAGUACCGUUCACUUGGCCAAUUAGCAUCAUGGACUCGGGAAUGCUUUCGAAAGGAAAAAGCGAAAGGCCUAAAUAAAUCGACCCUUACGGACUCUACAAAUUUAGAAGUACCAAAACACGCUCAUGCAAAUAAUGACAUGAUUUAAAAUAUUGUGCAUAAUUUUUUCUGCUUUUUACUGUAAAAAUUUCAAUUAAUUUAUAUAAAUCAUUUUACAGCGAAAUAAAAAAUU